Molecule: messenger RNA, 1859 nt
Organism: Neltuma alba
Lineage: Eukaryota; Viridiplantae; Streptophyta; Magnoliopsida; Fabales; Fabaceae
Product: NAD-dependent malic enzyme 62 kDa isoform, mitochondrial-like
Exons: 11
Coding region: 232-1569 (445 amino acids)
Biological process (GO): malate metabolic process; pyruvate metabolic process
Cellular component (GO): mitochondrion
Molecular function (GO): malate dehydrogenase (decarboxylating) (NAD+) activity; NAD binding
Source: RefSeq, a predicted model, not a curated record
GUUGGGCAGAAAGUGAGCCCAGGCCACACGUGGAAAUAAACCACCGUAAAUUUCGUGCGUUAUAGAUCCCUUUUCAAGUUUCUACUUUUGAUCAUGAAACCCAUCCCUUUCAGUUCCGUGUUGUUUUGAUGUUUUCUCAGUUCGCUACAUUUAAUACGCUGCUUCCGUUGGACUGAGUCUUCUCUUCUCCACCACUUGCUCCUUCUGCUAGAGCAAGCUUUCCACUCAGCAAUGGCGAGCUUCUUCUCCAACAAGACCAGGCUCUCUUCCUCUCUACUCAAACGAUUCCAACGGCAGGCAGCCAGUGCUACUCCCUGGCUAUUCAUCACCAGAUCUUACACAACCGAAGGCAACCGUCCUACCAUAGUCCACAAACGCAGCCUUGAUAUUCUCCACGACCCAUGGUUCAAUAAAGGAACAGCUUUUACCAUGACAGAACGGAAUCGUCUUGAUCUCCGAGGAUUGCUUCCUCCAAAUGUUAUGUCUACUGAACUACAGAUUGAGCGCUUCAUGAUUGAUUUAAAGAGGCUUGAAGUGCAAGCAAGAGAUGGACCAUCUGAUCCCAAUGCUUUGGCCAAGUGGCGGAUACUCAACCGCUUGCAUGACAGAAAUGAGACUAUGUACUACAAGGUUUUGAUUGCAAACAUUGAGGAAUAUGCCCCUAUAGUGUAUACUCCAACUGUUGGUCUUGUAUGUCAAAACUACAGUGGUUUAUUUAGAAGGCCAAGAGGAAUGUAUUUUAGUGCUGAAGAUCGUGGAGAAAUGAUGUCGAUGGUUUAUAACUGGCCAGCUGAUCAGGUUGAUAUGAUUGUUGUUACAGACGGCAGCAGAAUUCUGGGUCUUGGUGAUCUUGGAGUUCAAGGAAUUGGCAUUGCAAUUGGAAAGCUGGAUUUGUAUGUUGCUGCUGCAGGAAUUAACCCUCAAAGGGUACUUCCUGUAAUGAUUGAUGUUGGGACUAACAAUGAGAAGCUACUCAAAGAUCCAUUAUAUCUGGGAUUGCAACAACACCGUCUUGAUGGGGAUGACUAUCUUGCUGUUAUAGAUGAAUUCAUGCAAGCUGUCUUUACUCGUUGGCCACAUGUUAUUGUACAGUUUGAAGAUUUCCAAAGCAAGUGGGCAUUUAAGUUAUUGCAGCGGUAUAGAAAUACCUACAGGAUGUUCAAUGAUGAUGUGCAGGGAACAGCUGGAGUUGCAAUUGCCGGACUUCUAGGUGCUGUGAGAGCACAAGGAAGGCCAAUGAUCGACUUUCCGAAAAUGAAAAUUGUUGUUGCUGGUGCUGGAAGUGCAGGAGUUGGUGUUCUUAAUGCUGCAAGGAAAACAAUGGCGAGGAUGUUGGGUAAUAAUGAAGUAGCUUUUGAGAGUGCAAAGAGUCAAUUCUGGGUUGUUGAUGCUAAGGGUUUAAUCACAGAAGAACGUGAAAAUAUUGACCCAGAUGCCGUGCCUUUUGCUAGAAACGUGAGAGAGGCUGAUCGUCAAGGACUAAAGGAAGGUGCUAGCCUUGUGGAAGUGGUUUGUAAAAUGAUCUUUCUCAUUUUAGUAUGGCUUAUGAAAUAUCAAAAUAUGAUUUAAAUUUGAAGUUUUGUGAACAGCAUGUGUGUUGAAGUAAUUAUGAAACUUAACUAAUGAUGAAGGUUCCGGUUGAAACAAACAAAAAAAGAAAAACGAAAAAAAAAAACAAGCCUGAAUUUCUAUUUUUAGAUCUUGUGCAUAUUGAAAAGAUAAGCUAGAUGUACUAUAUUAUUUGUGGUUUACCAUUCAUGAGCGAAUAUUCAACAAUCUGCAUCUUUAAUCCAUCAGAUUCACAUUUCACUUGGAAGACUAGGUUAGAAGCCUUGUAAUUCAUCAAAAGAAGAUAGCAU